UCGUAUCAGAACCAGAAUCAUUUUCUCCUGCUCGACUUUCUUACCAUCGCACCUCUCGUCCAGAAGGGGUGUUCUCUUUGCAAGGUGGAGAAGACCUUGAAUUAAUUGGUCCUAUAUCGGGUCCACACCACGCUCUUUUCGGUAGUGCAAGCUGGGACAAAAUGACUGAAGAUAGGUUACAUGAAGCAGCAGCUGUUAGUGUGGAAAGCUCCGCGUUAGCAGGAAAAGUCGAAAAUGCGCAGGCCGCAAGGCAAGCAGCAUUGAUACAAGAUACCUCCGCAGCUUCCAUAGUUAAAAAGCUCGGUUCACCAUUGAUACAAAAGUCUCGACAGUCUGCAUCGCUCGCGUCGCCCAUUUCUGAGACUCCUUCCCGGCACUCUUCUGUUACUAAAUCGUCAACCUCACAGCCACCAUCGACCGUUGUAACUCCUUUAAGGACCAUGAGCGAUAAGGGAAAAGGGAAACGAAAAGCAGAAGAGGUGGAUAUUACACCACCUGAUCAGAAGAAGGAAGGUCAGCGGGCAACGUUUGUCAUUCCCGCCGAAGGCAGAACUCAGCGGAUAUCUGCGAGCGGAUCAUCAUCGCACGCCCCUUCUUCUUAUCAUCGCAAACGAGCCCGACUCUCCUCUCCCCCACCUCCUUCUCAGUCCAGACCUACAUCGGCCCAAACCAACCAAUUUGGUUCUUGGUCGAGCCACACCAGCUCUCGCGCACUUCCAGCACCCCGCGCACCUUCGCAUGCUGCGUCCACUCGUUCAAACAACCCACAAUCUCUUGCAAGGCAACCAUCCGACCGUCGUCGUAGCAUGUCCCAAAUCUCGAUACCAAUUAGUGCCCUCGUGUCGCCACACGUUCCAUCUAUUACCACGUCUUCCAAGUUCCAUAUGCGCGAUCCACGCAGACCACCGAAAAAACUUCACGAUACUGAGUGGUCACUGAGAUUUAAGACUGAAGAUGAACCUGGCUCACCUCUCCAUGCAUGGGCAUUUUUCAUCGGUUUUAUACUAUUCCCAGCGUGGUGGAUUGCUGCGCUUUUUUUUCGAGUCCCAAAAACAAGAACAGUUGGCGAACCGGAAAUAGAGAAGGCAGUAACGAUCGAUGAUCCCCAAGUUGAGCACGGUGCCAAGACGUGGCGUUUUCGUUGUCGUGUUAUGUCGAUCAUAUCUGUGUUCACCUACAUCCCAUUCAUCGUUCUGGUCGCCAUAUUUGUUCCUCGAUAACCCAAGCCGUUCUCAUCUUUCGCAUCGGCAUCUCAUCAUCCUGCCGGCACUGGACACUGAACAUUGUAUAGCGCUGAACUGUCUUUGGACUGCCACAAUCGUCAUUCUUUUAGGUUUUAGAU
Molecule: messenger RNA, 1342 nt
Organism: Serpula lacrymans var. lacrymans S7.9
Lineage: Eukaryota; Fungi; Basidiomycota; Agaricomycetes; Boletales; Serpulaceae
Exons: 4
Coding region: 162-1220 (352 amino acids)
Source: RefSeq, a predicted model, not a curated record